Molecule: messenger RNA, 3635 nt
Organism: Callorhinchus milii (elephant shark)
Lineage: Eukaryota; Metazoa; Chordata; Chondrichthyes; Chimaeriformes; Callorhinchidae
Gene: nr4a3
Product: nuclear receptor subfamily 4, group A, member 3
Exons: 8
Coding region: 494-2275 (593 amino acids)
Biological process (GO): cellular response to corticotropin-releasing hormone stimulus; regulation of transcription by RNA polymerase II
Cellular component (GO): transcription regulator complex; nucleus
Molecular function (GO): zinc ion binding; nuclear receptor activity; RNA polymerase II cis-regulatory region sequence-specific DNA binding
Source: RefSeq, a predicted model, not a curated record
GAAAAUACCUCCCCUACAUGAACAUAAAUGACGUUCAGCAGCAGGGACUGUUAUCUGUCUGCACAUAAACAAAGGCACAUUGCAAGCCGAGGACAGACCGGGGGGAAGAGUUUUACACACUUUCCAAUGAACUCGCAAAGGAGAAGGAUCCGGAUCUGCGCUGCACCCAAACCCUAGGGGCCGGGGAGUCAUUUGUUUCCCACCCCCCCCACACACUUCUUUUAGAAGAAACACUUUACAUGUAAAAUCCGCACCGAGGACUCUGGACCGUCUGGACACACGCAACUUGGAAGUGUUUUUUUUUGGAUUACAUGUAAAGACGGAACCGUCACAGCAAUCAAAUAUUGGUUCGGAAGAGCUCUCCCAGGGAAGCCCGGAGCCACCAGAGUGCAGCCCGGCCACCAGAGCCCCCUCCCCAGCGGGCACGCCUCUGGCAACCCCCCGAGCCAACAUUCAGCGGACCAAACCCCUCCCUCCCCCAGCACACACAGACAUGCCCUGUGUGCAGGCCCAAUAUAGCUCCUCACCACAAGGUGCCAGUUUUGCAGCUCAGAGUUACGCUUACUGUGGGGACUACAGCCCUGAUUUAACGCACGGGGAGUCGCCCUAUAUGAAGUUUGGCAUGGACUUGGGCAGCGCUGAAAUAGCAGCCACAACUUCGCUUCCCAGCUUCAGCACCUUCAUGGAGACGGGAGGCUACUCGGGCAGCUAUGAAUUUAAGCCCUCCUGUGUGUACCAAAUGCACACCACCUCCUCCUCCUCCCACAGACCCCUGAUCAAACUGGAAGAUGCACCCCAUCACAGCUACCAGCCAUCCAUCCAGCACCAAACCCAGGAACUCCUGCCUCCAACCUCCAUCUACUUCAAACACUCUCCUCCGUCCACCCCCACCACGCCUCACUUCUCCACCCCACACAGCUCCAUGUGGGACGAGGCUCACACGUUGCCUUCGGUGACCCAGGCUUGCAUGGGCACAGGCCACAUCAUGGAUGUAUCCAUGAAGACAGCACCACCGAGGUUUCCGCUGUUUACUUUCAAACAAUCUCCCACUCACACUCCAGCCUCCGGCAGCCAGAUGUGCUACGAACCUGCCUUGAACAUGCCUAUGGGAGUUGAGAGCGCUUCUGGACAGUCAGUGAUGGACACUCGUCAGUACUCCCUGCAUGUAGCCAAGGGCUCGCCCAUGGGCUUCCACCCUUUGCCCCUGAGCCACAGCCCACAGAGCCUGCCAUCUCCCCCCAGCCGGGGCUCCUCCUCAGGGGAGGGCAUGUGUGCUGUGUGCGGGGACAACGCGGCCUGUCAGCACUAUGGGGUGAGGACCUGCGAGGGAUGUAAGGGCUUUUUUAAGAGGACGGUCCAGAAAAAUGCUAAAUACGUCUGUCUGGCAAACAAAAAUUGUCCGGUGGAUAAGAGGCGGCGUAAUCGAUGCCAAUAUUGCAGAUUUCAGAAAUGUCUCACUGUGGGGAUGGUUAAGGAAGUGGUCCGUACAGAUAGUUUAAAAGGGAGAAGGGGUCGUCUGCCCUCAAAACCAAAGAGCCCCCCUCAGGAGCCAUCACCGCCCUCACCGCCAAUCACUAUGAUGAAUGCCCUUGUGAGGGCAUUAGUGGAUUCCACUCCAAGCAGCCUCAAUUACUCCCAGUUCUGUGCUACUGAACAGCCUACAGCAGGCACUGGUGCUGAACAUGUGAAUCAGUUUUACGGCCUCCUCACCACCUCUAUGGAAGUCACUGCAGGGUGGGCUGACAAGAUCCCAGGAUUUAAUGAGCUCCCCAAGGAAGAUCAGACCCUACUUAUCGAAUCGGCCUUCCUGGAACUCUUUGUACUGAGACUCUCCCACAGAGCCGUUCCAGCAGAAGAUAAAUUUAUAUUCUGUAACGGACUUGUUUUGCAUCGACUUCAGUGCCUUCGUGGGUUUGGUGAAUGGCUUGACACCAUCAAGGAAUUUUCUUCAAACUUACAAAGCCUUAACCUUGAUGUCUCAGCUUUUGCAUGUCUAGCAACUCUGGUUAUGAUCACAGAGCGCCAUGGGUUAAAAGAACCAAAGAAACUGGAAGAAUUGCAAAGCCGAAUCAUCAGCUGCCUGAAGGAACACACAUCCUUCAGCAGUCCUGGGGAGAACAAAGGGCAGUCCCUGUCCAAGGUGUUGGGCGUCCUGCCUCAAUUGCAUUCCCUACGUACACAAGGGCUCCAACGUAUCUUCUAUCUGAAGCUGGAGGACCUGGUGCCACCACCUGCCAUCAUUGACAAGCUCUUUCUGGACACACUGCCUUUCUGAGAGAUUUUGCCUCUUCCUUCUUGGCAACCGCACACUCCAGUGGCCAGGCAGAUUGUAACGUGAAAAGCUGGUGCUCUGGCCUCUGUCCCUAGAAAGCAGCUCUAACUGCCCAAUGCCCAAGGACUUUGGCGCUUUUUUUUGCAGAAUCCUGUACUUUAUAAAAAAAAAUGUCUGCUUGCUGCUUUUGGGAAUGCUAACAUAGCACCCGGGGAACGAAACCUGUCAUGACAGGUUCAUCUGACUUCUUUCUAGUCUGUAACAUGUCGUCCCAAUGUACUUGGGUGAUUCAUAGGAAAUGUUUUUCUUAAAAAAAAAAUGAUGUUAACAACAAAGUUGUUACAAAGGUAGAGUGCUUUUUAUUGUGAUUGAUGCCUUUAGUAGAAAUCAUAAUGUGUUAUUUGUACAGCGACUGACUGGUGGUGCAAGGAACGCGCCUCUGUUGAAAAAAGUUCAAAAUAAUUGAUUCUGUUUUUAGAAUGCAGUGACAAAGGCUCUUAGCUCACAUGUUCAAGUGCAAUUUUUUGAAAGUGCUAUGGUGUUAAAGCCGUUUGUUUUUCAAACUCUAAUUUAUUUUAAUACUAAAAGAAUUUGGUGAACUUCAACGAAUCGUUGGCACUAACUUUACUGACAAAGUUACCUGAACUUGAAUCUCUGUAGUGAUGUUUGUAUUGAUCAAUAAUAUGAGCGGCACGGGGACAGACACCUUGUGAAUCGGAAGGAGGCAGCACUUACACAAGUUCCUCAGAGAGAGAGAGAGAGAGAGAGAGAAACAUUUUAGAGGCAUUUUAAUUAAACAAGAGUUUUGAGUACACGUUUUAGACGAUGAUGGAAGGUGUUAAGAGGUGAGGAUUCAAGCACGGUAAAGUGAAGAUAAUGCGAAUCAGGACUGAAAGAUCCGCAUGUCUUGCAGGCACAGAAGGGCUGAGUGCAGAGUGCUGAGAAUGUAGGUGCUGGAAGGAAUGCAGUCACAACUGCAUUAAACAUUCCGUGUCCGUAAAAGUUUUUGUAUGAUGUUUAUACUGUUGAUGCCAUAUACUAAUACAAAACUUUUUUGUGUUGCAUAACGUCUUUAUUUGUAUAAAGAUUGAAUGCAUGUUAUUGUAAUGGCUUUGCCUGUAUUUAUUGCGACAAUUGCCAGUUGCUCAGAGUAACUCUGCAGGCUGAAUUCAGGAACCCUAGCUGUUAAAGGGGGAGUGCCUUGCUUUUGACAACAGAGUGUAUUCAUAAACUAUCUCUGUGCUCCUUUAGCAUCCAACAGUGUUUUAUUGUGUUAACCUGUGCGUUUUCAAAUGUUGAGUACAUUGUACAUAGACAGAAAUGUAAAUUAAAAUAUUAAAUUGAAUAACAUUUUAUCAGAAAA